Molecule: messenger RNA, 1974 nt
Organism: Plenodomus lingam JN3
Lineage: Eukaryota; Fungi; Ascomycota; Dothideomycetes; Pleosporales; Leptosphaeriaceae
Source: RefSeq, a predicted model, not a curated record
AUGGAGCCCAACAACAACGACAGCGUCUUGGAGAACGUUUCUGCCAGUGAGGCUCUCGUCAGUGCCAACAAGAAGGUUCUUGAAGGUGACGAGGGCGUCGAGUCAGACGAGCUGCUGGUACCUAGCAACGAUUUCGAGACCGCAGGUUCCAAAGGCAAAGAUGCCGUUGGCCUGAAUUGCAAGCUCGGUAAUGUUCAGACACUUGACAGGAUUGUUGAGCUGGCUACUGAUAAGUCGAUGCUCACGUCAACAGAGGAGCCGGUCUUGAAGAAUUCGAUCGUUGCUGAUAUAGCUCCACUUGCUACGUCCGAAUUUCCGAUCGAACCAUCAACGGCCGGGUGUGAAGAGCGACAUGAUAAUGCGACAGUCAACGCGCAGCAAGGCCUUCAAGACAAGUCACUACCUCCACAAACCGGUGCUAUCUCCCCAAGCAUCGUCCCAGAGAAGUCGGCUAAGACGCCAGCAUUGCCCUCUUCAAGUGGCAGUGUACCCCCUCAUCUUCGGCCCGCUUAUCAAAAGCCUAUGCAGCAAAUGCAUGGUCUACAAAGCUCUAAGCACUCAAGCUCCACACCAGUCUCGCCGCACAAUCAGCGCAUCCAGGACUUUGAGUUACGUCCCCGCCAACCUCGGCAGCUCCAAAUUCAGCAAUCGUUUCCUCGCUAUGAUGCCGGUGAUAGUGAGCAGGUCGCUCGUCUACAUGCACAAGUCAUGUCAUUAAAGAAUGUACUUGACGCAGAACGUAGAAGCAGCGCGAACAUGCGCAAGAGCAUCGAGUUGGAGCAGCGGCGCAAGAGCGAUGCUGCCAUGUCGAGCCUCCUGACCAACCUUAUUCACGCCCAGGAAGAAGCUCUGGCGAGCAAUGCGAGGGCUGAAGCUCAGGAGCGUGACCUGGAGCAUCGGCGCAAACAGAUCUCACAGAUGGAGGUGUACUUGGCUGAAGGACAAAGGCAGAUGCACGAAAAUCUUGGGAAUUUUCAUCGAGAAUCUUCUCGAUCUAUGAAUGUCGUGGACCGCGAGUUGAUCAAGCGCGAGGAGGAGCUGGCUGCUAAUAGACGAUUAGCCAACGCCCAUGGCAAGCUCAAGAUGCGUUCUGAUCGGGUCCGCCAGCGUGAAAUCGUCCAAGAGAUUCGCGAGCAGCAGUACAAGAUAGCCACCCGCGCAGCCCUGGAGGCCGAAUUCUACGAAGCUACGCAGGCAGUUGCGAAUGCCAGCGACAUUACCGAACGCGAGUACAAUCGCGGUUUUGUUGCCGGCAAGGUGGCUGGUCAAGAGGCCGCGAAGAUUGCUGCGCCCAUCGUUGAGCAGAGGGAUGGCUCGAUCGAGGGCUAUGCCGCCUACCACCGACAACAGAUAGCUCUGGACAACGCUCUUCACGGCCGCAUUCCGCUGAACGAUCCGGAGCUGGCUUUCUUGUUCGAUACCGGGCACCCUGGAAAUCUGGUUGCUCGUGGCGUGCAAAUGGGUCAGAUGGGCGCGAUGACGGCGACGGUCAUUAGACAGAGCGGUACAGCACAUGGCGAAGCCACCACCAGUGUCAUCAAUAGCGGAGCAGAGACCAAGCCCAAUGGUAAUGGUAUCGGCGUAUCUAAUGGUGCCAACGGAUCCUACAGGAUCAUAUCCCAGCCUGUCCCUACCAUCGCCGCCGCCGUCAACAAAGCAACGCCCCCCGCGAACCUCAUUCCCAUUUCAAACGUUCAUAACGACAAUCAUAACGCCACCCCUCCCACCCAUCCAGUACCUACCCCUCCUUCUCCCCUCCCUGCCUCCCUAAACCGUGAGCGUCCUCGAAAGAUCCCUGCCGCUCGCCCCACCCUCGCAGCUGAACUCCGCGGUGAAACACCCAUGCACAACGGCUCCUACAUUCUCGCGAAUCGCGCUGCAGCAGCGGCCAUGGAGUCCCGGCGUGAGGAUCCGCCUGCGGGUAAGACAGGGCAGUUUGCAGAUGUCGGGCCGGACCUGCUGGAGUUUUACUAG